AUGCGUAUAUACCUAUGCCAGGUUCGUGAACGAACAGACGGAUCGCUGUAUAUCGAACGUAACCGCGAGGCUUCAACUGAACAUGACUACAUCGCCAUCUCCCACGUCUGGGGCUCUCCCGACACCAUCCAGGCAGUCAAAGUCGACGGAAUAGACGAACCAGUUUCCCUCAGCCCAGGGAAAUUCGACAUCCUAACAAUCCUCCGCCGUCCCGAUGUAUGCGGAGAUACCUGGUUCUGGAUGGACCUCUUCUGUCUGGAUCAAACCCCAAACGCCACCAUACCCAUGAGUGAUCAACUGGCCUCAAUUCCCACAAUCUAUAAGCGCAGUCGUUGCGUCAAGGUCCUCAUCGAGUCCCCCAUAUGUCGCGAUUGGACAGCAACGGUAGCACAAGCAGAUACACGCCAGACAGACCCAGAUACAUUUGAAGAACUUGAGCUGCAUCAUGCGAGAAAGUGCAGACUCAUGUUAUUUGCAGACCCUUGGUUUGACAGACUGUGGACGAGACAGGAGGGGCUAACCAAUCUAGGCGACAUCGACAAAUGGGUGUCGGAAGGGGAAAACGCUGAUCAGAGAGAGGCUGUGUACACUUUCUUGUACGAUAAACUGCAAUAUCAUGGUAACAUCAAACCGGACAGUGGAACGAAAUUCCAGGCAUAUCUGGAUCUGGCGUACAGAGGCGAACUAGACAUGAAAAACUAUCAAACCAUCUCGGCUGGGGAAAAGUCGCUGUACUCGCCAAUCGACAGCGCUUGGAGGAGUGGGAGGACGACGACGAAAGCCCGAGACUAUGUCCUCGCUGUAUUUCCUGAUCUGGAAGGAUAUACCGUCCCGACUGAUGCAAGGAAGCUUUCCUUUGCAGAAUUACUAGAGGAUGCACUACAACAACUCCAGCAUUCGAAACAUUCAGCCAAGGCAGCAGCGAAAGUUACCAAAGGAACUGUGGAAACAAAUGACAUAGCUGAUACCUCUAUACAGCCCUUCAUCCCCGCCACUCCAGCCAACAUCACAGAAGCCUACGACACAUUCCACCUCCUCAAGCGCCUCCCCGCCCUCGACCCCACACCCCAAAAACCCCUAACCUGCUCUGGCGAAAACCUGCACGUUAUCGCCCAAAACCUCACCCUCACCACCACCAUCCCCCUCACUAAACCCAACCUCGCCGAUCUCGUAGCUCUCUGGGAGUCCUCGGCAAACAUAACCAGCCAGCUCCUCGCGUGUCCGCAAUCCAGCCCCGCCACCGCAACGCGGGUCUUGAAAUCCGAACAAGACCUCUGUUACCGCAGUUUCGCCCUCAGCUUCUGCCAGUCGACAGUGCGGAAAUGGGCGGUUGAGAAGAACCUGCCGCAUGGGUUUGUCCACGGCGUUGUUGAUGCUGAUAAAUUGACGGGCGUUACGGAGCAGCAGUAUGGGGUUUAUCUAGCGAGGUUUAUGGGGGUUGGUGUUAUUGAGUAG
Pyrenophora tritici-repentis Pt-1C-BFP is the source of this 1455-nucleotide messenger RNA. Lineage: Eukaryota; Fungi; Ascomycota; Dothideomycetes; Pleosporales; Pleosporaceae. The record is from RefSeq and is a predicted model, not a curated record.